GCUGAAAAGAAUUAGUAGAGGGGUCUGAGCAGUCAGCAAAGGAGUCCCAGCGUUACCAUGGGCCAAGAGCAUCAGUUGCUUCUCAACAGAGACAUGAUAGUCUUCACCGCAGUGGUCCGGAGAUGGGAAAUAUCGUUGGGUUUCUGCCGGCUGAUGCUGAGGGUCUGACAGGAUAAGGUUCUGGGAACAAUUCCCAGAAGUGACGCUGUGCCUGAAUGUGAGGAGGAAGGCACCAAGACUGACCUGAUUCAACAGGGUGGCCAAACCAUCGUCUUAAAUUGGUCUUUGCAAGGUGAAUAAGUGAAUUCGGCUAGCCCAGCUUCCUGACACCUCCCGUCACCGGGAGCAGGGCGAGGUAGGGUCAGCUCAGCAUCAGCACCACAGCCUCUGAGCUCGCCCACGGCACUGGAGGUAGUGCGAGCCAUUCCUGUAGGGGGUGCUUUGGAGCCAUAGUUGCGGCAGAAGCACGCGUAUGCGUCAUCGGACGGGGGGCCGGGCCUCCGGAACCCGGAAGCUGGGGACCCACGUGGGAGUCUGGGAGGCGACUAUCUUGGCUUGGGUGUCAGGUUGUGGGCAAUCUUUGAGCGGGGACUCGGGACAGUUUGUCCUACGUGAGGGGUCGUGGUGGGGGAGGCCAACGGGUCCUCUGCAGCCGUCUGUUAGUGGAGUCCCAGGCGCCGCUGGAGCUAUGCGACUGCUCCGGACGGUCGGGUGCUUCGGUUGCCUGGUUGUCCGUCAUUUCUCCCGGGUGGCGCGGCCUGGCGGGGAGGAGCUGAGCCGCCUGCUUCUGGAUGACCUGGCGCCGACCCAGCGGCUGGAACGUCUGUUCGGCCUGUCCCCGUGCCUCCUGGCCCUGCGGGCCGCCCGCCGGCGCGUGGCCCGGCUCCUGCUCCAGGCCGGAAAGGCUGGACUGCAGGGGGAGCGGGCCGAGCUGCUCCGGGUGGCCGAGGAGCGGGGCAUCCCUGUCCUGAGGCCCAGGCGGCAGAAACUGGACGCCUUGUGCGGCUACCAGGUGCACCAGGGCGUCUGCAUGGAGGUGAGCCCGCUGCGGCCCCGGCCUUGCGAUGAGGUGGCAGAGACGAGCCCAGGCGACGACCCUCAGCAGUUGUGGCUUGUCCUUGAGGGGCUCCAGGAUCCCCGGAAUCUUGGGGCUGUGCUGCGCUCCGCUCACUUCCUCGGAGUAGACAGAGUCAUCACCAGCCGGAGAAACAGCUGCCCGCUCACUCCAGUAGUCAGCAAGGCCAGCGCUGGGGCUAUGGAGGUGAUGGACGUGUUCGCCACUCCUGACCUGGCCGGUUUUUUGAAGGCCAAGGCCCAGCAGGGCUGGCUCGUGGUGGGCACAGUGGGCUGCCCAGGUCCUGAGAUCUCCCAGUCCUCCAAGGUCCCUGUCACUAGCUGCCUAGAGUUCCUCUGGGACCGGCCUACUCUCCUCGUGCUGGGCAAUGAGGGCUCUGGUCUGUCCCAGGAGGUUCUUGCCUGCUGCCAGAUGCUCCUUACUAUUCUACCCGGGCGUCACCUGCCUCCUGGUCUUGAGUCUUUGAAUGUGUCUGUGGCCACAGGAAUUCUUCUGCACUCCAUUUGCAGCCAGAAGAAGAGUUCCCCUAUACAGACGGAGAAGGGACAACUUCUCCAAGAUACUUGAGAACCCUUAGCUACGCCCGAAGGACUCAGAGAGGCCCAGUACCCAGGACUGCUGCCAUUGUGGUCAGAAAAACCAGCCAAAUGUGGGCUUCCACAGACUGUCUGAGAUGAACGUGCGUAGGAACCGGAACGAGUCACACACCGAUCCUCGGGCUUGGGUGUGCUGGGCUCUCUGCCUGUGAGAGCCUGUUUACUGGCUACAGUCAGGAGACAUUUGCAGUGGAGACCAAGGAGGGUUUCAUUUCCAGUUGGAAAUGGUAGUUUGCCAAUUUCUAGGAUGGGUUAAGACAGACGGUAUCUGUCCUGGAUCCUGCCCAGGAGUCAAAAGGCUGUUUUAGAAUGAGAAAGAAUCAGACAGUCCAGUGCAGGGUGUGUAGAGUGUGAGAGUGAGGAUGUUGAGGGAAGCACAUCCCUACCCGUCCCGGUGAUGAGGAUGAAAUUAAUGAGAGGUACCAUCCAGUGAGUGCCUUACAGCUGAACUGUCAUCCCCUAUUUGACCACUAGGUGGCAGUCUUGCUCUUUACACCAUAGUUUUGCCAAAGCUUGCAGGGAGACCCCUCUUUGUAGCCCCAUUAGAGACAGGGAAAAUAGCAACACCUCUCUCUCUCUCUCUCUCUCUCUCUCUCUCUCUCUCUCUCUCUCUCUCUCUCUCUCUCUCUCUCACACACACACACACACACACACACACACACACACACACACACACACACACUGUCCAGCCCAGUGGAAGGAACCUAUGACCCAAAGCCCUUGCCUUUGAGUCUGAGAGGUUGUGAAGUCAGGGUCACUGUUGUACAGCCCCAAUAGGCUUGGUCCCCUCCUCCAGGGUCCCACAGUGGAGCAGAAGUAAUGUUGCCGAACGGUGGUCUCACUCCGGGCUGCACGUUGGAACACCCAAUGAGCGUUCAAGAAACAAGCCAAAUACAGCAGCCACCGUGUGGUGCUGAGAUCGUUGGGUACACCCUGGGCAGUAGGAUUUUUUUUCUUUUUCUUUUUGAGACAGGGUUUCAUAUACUAUGUACCUGGGGUGUCCUAAAACUUGCCAUUUAGCCGAAGAUUACAUUGAACUUUUGAUCCUCUUACCCCUAACCCCCAAGUGCAAGAAUUCAAGACAUACCCCACUAUACCAAUUUAUAUGUUGCCGGGGAUAGAUGCAGGGCUGUGUGCAAGCUAGGCAAGUACUCUACCCACUGAGCUACAUCUGAGCCCUCGGCUGGAUAAUCCUUUGCUGUAGGAACUGUCCUGAGCAUGGUGAGAUGUGCCCACUGGACUCCGGGAGCUCUGGUUAUGAAACCAAAACUGUCUCCACAAAUGGCCAUAUGACCUCUGACUGGCAUCGCUGAGUGUGGGAUGGGGGACAGCAGCCCCUGAAUUGUGAUCCUGGUUGCUGGGAGACUUGGGAAAAGUUACCUUCACACUUCCUUUAUAUCCUUGGAGGGUGUAAAGAACAGUGGAAACUUGGUACCUUGUAUGUAGUAGGUGCUCAAUAAAUAGUACAGCUAUAGUGCCAA
Molecule: messenger RNA, 3152 nt
Organism: Peromyscus leucopus (white-footed mouse)
Lineage: Eukaryota; Metazoa; Chordata; Mammalia; Rodentia; Cricetidae
Gene: Mrm1
Product: mitochondrial rRNA methyltransferase 1
Exons: 5
Coding region: 473-1642 (389 amino acids)
Biological process (GO): rRNA methylation
Cellular component (GO): mitochondrion
Molecular function (GO): RNA methyltransferase activity; RNA binding
Source: RefSeq, a predicted model, not a curated record